AUGGUUGGAGAUUCACUCAGUGCUGACGGAGGAGAUCUUACCUCUUUUUCCUGUGUCCACCAGUAUGACACUGUUCCAAUUCAGUCCAGCGUGGUGUUAUGUGCUUGCCCAUCCCCAUCAAUGGUGAGGACCCAGACUGAGUCCGGCAUAGCCCCUGGCAUUCCCAGCGGUGGUAGCAGACAGGGCCCCACCAUGGACAGCACCGCGGCUGAGGCCCGGCCGAGCACCAACUCACUGCAGCACACCACACAGCCGCCACCACAGCCUCGGAAGAAACGGCCUGAAGACUUCAAGUUUGGGAAAAUUCUUGGUGAAGGCUCUUUUUCCACAGUUGUCCUGGCCCGAGAACUGGCAACCUCAAGGGAAUAUGCUAUUAAAAUUCUAGAGAAACGUCACAUUAUCAAAGAGAACAAGGUCCCGUAUGUAACCAGAGAGAGAGACGUGAUGUCACGCCUGGAUCACCCGUUCUUUGUUAAACUUUACUUCACAUUUCAGGAUGAUGAAAAGCUGUACUUUGGUCUUAGUUAUGCCAAAAAUGGAGAACUCCUUAAAUACAUUCGCAAAAUUGGCUCAUUCGAUGAGACGUGCACCCGGUUUUACACGGCCGAGAUGGUGUCAGCUCUGGAGUACUUGCAUGGCAAGGGCAUCAUUCACAGGGACCUGAAACCAGAAAACAUUUUGUUAAAUGAAGACAUGCACAUCCAGAUCACAGAUUUCGGAACAGCAAAAGUACUAUCCCCGGAGAGUAAACAAGCCAGGGCCAACUCGUUUGUAGGAACAGCCCAGUAUGUGUCUCCAGAGCUGCUCACAGAGAAGUCGGCCUGUAAAAGUUCAGACCUUUGGGCUCUCGGAUGUAUAAUAUACCAGCUUGUGGCAGGACUGCCGCCUUUUCGAGCGGGAAAUGAAUAUCUUAUAUUUCAGAAGAUCAUUAAGUUGGAAUAUGACUUUCCUGAAAAAUUCUUCCCUAAGGCAAGAGACCUUGUGGAAAAACUUUUGGUUUUAGAUGCCACAAAGCGAUUAGGCUGUGAGGAAAUGGGAGGGUACGGCCCCCUGCGAGCUCAUCCGUUCUUUGAGUCCAUCACGUGGGAGAACUUGCAGCAUCAGACGCCUCCGAAGCUCACCGCCUACCUGCCAGCCAUGUCGGAGGAUGACGAGGACUGCUACGGAAACUACGACAACCUCCUGAGCCAGUUCGGCUGCAUGCAGGUGUCCUCGUCCUCCUCCUCCCACUCCCUGUCCGCCUCGGAUGCAGGCCUGCCGCAGAUGGCGGGCAGCAACAUCGAGCAGUAUAUCCAUGACCUGGACACUAAUUCUUUUGAACUGGACUUAGAGUUCUCUGAAGAUGAGAAGAGGUUGUUACUGGAGAAGCAGUCCAGUGGAAACCCUUGGCACCAGUUUGUAGAAAAUAACUUAAUACUAAAGAUGGGUCCCGUAGAUAAGCGAAAGGGCUUGUUUGCACGACGACGACAGUUACUGCUCACAGAAGGGCCACACUUGUAUUAUGUGGAUCCUGUCAACAAAGUCCUCAAAGGCGAAAUUCCAUGGUCGCAAGAACUCCGACCAGAGGCCAAGAACUUUAAAACCUUCUUUGUGCACACGCCGAACAGGACGUAUUACCUGAUGGACCCAAGUGGGAACGCUCACAAAUGGUGCAAAAAGAUCCAGGAAGUGUGGAGACACAGAUACCAGAGCCACCCGGAUGCCGCCGUGCAGUGACAGGUCUGCGGCUGCCACAGUCGCUGCCAGGACACUUGCCCCAGCGCGGCUCACCGCCCUCCGGGACGCUUCCAGACCACCUGCCAGCCAUCUCAAGGGGGACGCAGACGGCAGAACCUUGCAGCUUUUUUAUUUAAAAGAAAAGAAGAAAAAAAUACCCAACCACACAAAGAACAAAACCAAUAACGAAAAGGAAUUCAGGGUCGCUUUGCUUGCUCUCUGUGCUCUGUGGAGGCUCCCCAAGCUCUCCUUGUCUUGGGGACCCAGCGCCGUGCACGUCCACCUGAUUCCCGCCCGGGCGAGUGGAACAGACUCGAGUCACCAGCUCUGCACCACACGCCCUGGUCAUGCACCGGCCGGUCCUCCUGUGGCCGAGGGGAUGGGGUGUGUGUCUGGGCUCUUCCUGCCCCUAGGUUAUCACAGAACCCGUCGGCAGGGAGCCAUGCACGCCUCUGCCAGGGUGGCUUCGAUCUCUGGCGGGUGGGAGGGUUCUUGGCUUUGGUCUGUGUACUUCUUUUCUUGUGUCCCUUACUUGAUGCCCCUUUGCCCUGCCAGGGCCCCUGCUUGCCUUCUUGCAUCGCUCUGGCUGUGAGCACUCCAUGGCUUGUGUUCGUUGGGCAGGCUCCAGGUGCGGAGAUGUGGAGCGGGCUGUCGGGGUGUGCUAUGGAGCCGCUGCUGAGGUUGGAGGGUGCCAGCAGGCCGUUCGCAUUGAACGUCCCUCUGAGCGGGGUUGGCCCUGUGGAGCUCGAAAGAAGCACAGGUCUGAAAAGAGCACUGUCAGAGGUGGGCACCCAGUUGCGCCAGGAGACAGGGAAGGCUGUGCCCUGCUCUGGGCACGAGGCCAGGGCAGCAGGGCAGACUGGGCCUGGCGUCCCCCAUGUGGGGGAGUGCUGCCUGAUGAGCACCUCCUGAGAGUUUGGUCCGAGGGUGGAACAUGCAAGCCCCCCAGCGCAGUUUGCUAGGGCUGAGGGUCUCUGGGUACCAGCGGUCUCCCAGCUGUGACACGCACCCCUUUGUGGUGAGGGAAUGUUCUUGUAGCCUGACUUCCAGCACGUUCACAUCUCCACAGUGAAAGUCUGAAAGCCUUCUCAUGCUGCCAGGUCAUUUAUCCCCAUCAAGAUGUGGACCUUGCCAGGAAGAAAAUGUUGCUCACCUUGCAUGAGGGGUAGGAACACCACACUGGAGUCUGAGCGCCCAGCCUGCUCGCCCCCUGUGCUUUCAGCCUGCCUGCCUUUCUCUUUUCAGAGGCAGCACAGUGCUGCAUACCUACCGCAGGGGGUCCACGAUUUACUGGUCCUUUGAUUUCUUUGCUGCUGCUCCCUGGACAGAGAAAGCCUGUGGGCCUGGUGGGGCUCGGAGCUCCUCUCCCUGCCCGUGUCCCAUGAGGGCAGUCCGCAGCCCCAGGUGGGCGGGGUAGAGGCACCGCUGCCUGCAGGCUGCUCACAGACUCAUAUCUGUCCCCAGGGGAUGAACAACUUUGCCAUUUCCUGGAGACUUUCACGAAGGCACCAGUAGAAGGCUCACACAGGAGAGGUCCCCCCUGACCACUCUGCCCCCAUCUCCUGUCUUGAACAAAGCAUCCGUCACCCCGUGUUGACGAGUGGUCCAAAUCGGAGAAAAGAUGUCUUUCUCAAAUGGGUUUAGUGAUAUGAGUGGCCCUUGUGUCAGCCCGGUGAGGGGAGUGUGGCUGUGGAGCUGCCCCUGCUGGGCCGUGCAGGGGGCCGGACAGGAGCGGAGGUGGGGCGGGGAGUGCCGGCGGCUUCCUUUUGGGUCUUGUGCACUGCUCUAUGAGAGCUGCGCGUGCAUGAGUGAGCGAGGGUGCGUGUGCGCGCGUGCCCAUGCCGGGGCGGGUGCCAAGCUGUGGGGGGCGUGCCUGCCCUUGGGGCACCCAGGGGAGUGGGAUGCUGCCGGGGCCAGGGUCAUAGGUCACGCUUCCCUCUUCCUUCUCCUCGCUUUUGAAGAGGCUUGCCUGUGUUCACCUGCUUUUCAAAAAUUAAGUCUCUCUGGGCCUUCAGGAAUGUCAUUUCCAGCUUACUCCCCAUGUUGAUCAUUUAACCUUUCUUAGAACACCCGCGUCUGUGGGCGUGCUGUUUGGAGAGUUGGGGGCUGCUCUUGCACAGUGUUCUUCCUUGGGUCCGGUUAUGGGGAAACAAGCAGGGCUGGCGUUUGGCUCUCACAAGAGCGCUCGGCUGGGCUGCUCCGGGAGAGACGCAGCGUCUGCUGCAUUCCUCUCUGGACAGCGCCACUACCUCCUGGGCUUCACCCGCCAGCUCCAUCGUAACCUCCGGAACCAGAGAAUGAGGGGUUCAGGGUUCAGCUCGCAGCUGACAGAGUUGAAGUGACUGCCCUUGCCUGAGCCAGUGACAGCUGAGCCCUUCUCCCUUUGCCACCUUUCUCCUCUCAGAGCCUUCUUCCCCCCUUCUCUUUUUUUUUAAGGCACAUACAUGUUCUUUUCCUACCCUGUGCUUGUCCAUGUCGGCUUUCGUUGUAUGCAGCUUGUCCUUAGAGUGCCUGUCCCCAGUGCAGGUGCCUUGCCUUCUAAGAUGUGGGCAUGGCUGUCAAUCGAGUAUGUACCAGACAUACAUGGAAGUACAGGUGAUUUAUCCACACUGAGAAAGAAAGUGCUCUGUUGACUAGAUUCAGGAGCCAUGUGUCUUAGUGAGGGCCAGGAGAAGGUUCAGUGCCAACCACAUAGCCGGCACGCAGAGCUGGUCCCAUACCAUGUGGCCUCGCCGGGCAUGGAGGGGAGGGGGUGGGGCUGUGGCCUCCACAGGCUCAGGUGGCCCACUGCGCCUUGCCCCUCUCUGGGAACUCCAGGAAGCCAGGCUUGGGUGGGACUGUUCCUUCCCUCUUUCUGUGGACCUGACCAGGACAGUGGGCGAUGGGUCGUGUAGCAGGUGGCCCCGUGGGGUGCAAAAGGCACCUGCUGUUCUGAACCUUGGCUCUCAGGAGUGUGUUACAGACCUGCUUUGCGGGAGAUGCCUCUCGCGGCUGUGCCGGAGCUGGUGGGCCCCGCACGUUCUCCAGGCCCCUACUGCCGCCCUGUGGUAUUUGUGGCCGAGGCCUGUAGGCAUUGCAGGAGUCGCCCCGUGGCACAAACUCACCCAGGGCCAGGUGCCAGCCCAGGGGCUCCAGGUGGUUCUGUACUUUCUUAAAACAUUUGCUUUCUGAGAACAUCAGCUGUAGGCUUACCACCCAGAAGAGACCACUGUGAACAUUUUGGUGUAUAACCCCCCCACCCCCCAUGCACAUAUUUGUUUGCUUUUUAAACUAAAGUGGGAACAUGAAACACACACUGUUCUGCAUCUAGCUUGUUUCACUUGAUAAUUUAUCUUAGGCAUUUUUCCACAUCAUGAACAAUGAUUAAAAACAUUGUUUUUAGUGAUUGUAGAGCUUAAUAUGGUUAUCAGUUUUAUCGUAACUUAUCUGACCAUUUUCCUGUUAUAAAACAUUUAGAUGGUUUCUGGUUUUUCACUAUUUAAAUAAUGCUGUGAUGAAUACCCUCGUAAAUCUUUGAUUUUGACUCUGAUCGCCCCCCACCCUUGGUUCCUAGAAGUAGUGUUUUGGGGUCACAAAAAGUUUGUUUUAAAGGUGGUAUUAGUCUCUCUUCCUGUCUUCAUCUGAGGCUUAGAUGCUCAGAGUUUCAGCACACAACCUCCUCAGUUGUCCUACAGAUUCUGGACAAAUCAGUUUCUGCUAAGGUGUGUGUUCCAAAGAAUGUUUUAAUAAGACUGCUCUUUUUUUCCCCCCACAAUGCUAAAAUAUCAUUUAUUGCAGUCCGUUUGUGACAGAUUUUUCCAAAAAUGCAUUUCCUUAUUUUCAUUGACAGAAUCUGGUUAUGCUUGCAUGUUAGUUACCUUCCCAUCCCUGCUGCUGUGGCUUUCACAUGCUUGGUGAUAUUUUCAGAAGCUUGUACUUUGUGUCCACAAUGGUACUGAAUUUGCAUCUGCACAGGCAGCAGAGAUAAAAAGUGUUGAACUGACCUUGCCACAUGCAUAGUGGAUGAUUUGUAAUUAAGUGUGUGUAGACUCCGAAAAUACAUUGGGCCAUUUGGAAUCAGUAAAAGAGCAAAAUCUCUACUUGAGAAAGAGACCAUGUAGGCAGUUGGGUUUAACAUAAGGUUAUUUGCCCCUAUGCUCUUCAAAUGGUGGCACUCAGUAGGAAGGUCUUAGCAGUUAGUAGAGUGCAGUGGCCAGGCCUUUUCACUGUAGAGGGUGAUUGUCCUGGCCCACGUGGCUUUCGGGACUCCUCCCCUGUCCUCCCUCACAGUGUUGCAGGUUGUCUGGCUGUCUUCAAACCCAGAACACCCAAUUUGGUUUCAUUCCUAAUUUCUCCACUUUAGUUUGGGGUCCAUUGAUUCUGAGAGGAGAGGUGCGUGAGAGAUUUUUUAGGUGCUGUGCUCAGUGUCACUUGAGUCUGCCAGAGAUUUUUGGCUGGAUUGUGGAGAAUUGGACUUCCUGCCCUCCUCUGACACCCCAGGUCCCCUGUCCCCUGUCCGGUCCACAGACAGGGUGCUCACUCCCCAGACCGCAGAGGCUGCAGCCGCUUGCCAGAAUAUGAUGCAGGUACUAUUCUUAGAGAUGUCGCCAUGUGCAUUUUUCCACAUUGUUUCUUUUCAUCCAAAGCUCACAUGAGCUGACAGUGAAUCAGGUGGGUGUGGCCCUUCCCACUUAGGCAGCCUAUAUGGCAAGUGCCCUAAAUCAGGGCAGGAGUCACUUCCAGAGCUUCUGAGGGGGGCAGGCUGCUGGCCCAAGGUUGCGGAGUUGCAAAUCAGGCUGCCUGUGGAGAACUGGUUUGGGGAAGGAGCUGUUCCAGCCAAGAGCAGUUUUAUCUGUAGCUCGGACAGCUGUGAUGGGCAACUGAACUAGCCUACAUGUAUACCUGAAUUUUCCCCAGAACCCACUUCUUCAGUGUGAAGAGACACCAAACUUCGCGAACAGAGAACUUUUUACAAUAGGCAGACCUUUUUUUAGUGUGUGAUCCACCCUAGUCCCAACCAAUCUGGCAGAAUGAUUUUUGAAUAGGGGUCGUUUUGCUGGUGAAAAGCCUCUCUAUCCUUAUCAGAAGUUUGAUUGGACAUUGACAAAAAUAAAUUUUUGCAUUAUUUAGAACUGCUGUAGCUGUUCCUUAACACAAAAUCGGAUGAAUCAAUAGUAUGUUAGCUGUCUUUCAGGUUGGUGGCAGUCAGUUAGAACAUGUGUAAAAUUCUCUACCUGGUCUGUAGCUGUAACUGUGAUGUACAGGCAAAGCAAAGAUUUAAAACUUAUGAAAACAAAUAAUGCAAUGAUAUUAGGAUAUACACUUUUGUAUUUUUAUUCUUAUAUAAGGUUAUUUGCUGGCUAUUGUUGGCCUCUAGUUCAGUCUGUGUUAUUUAAAAUCUAAUAUAUGAAUUAUUUGGAUUGAAUUCAUGUUCGGGGCCACGUUGUUGUAUGUAUUGAUGUACAGCCUUGAAUGUGAAUAAUUAUUGUAAACUAUAUUUUACAACUUUUUUUCUGGCUUUAUUAUAUAAAUUUUCUAUUUGGUCAAUGAUUUAAUCAUAUAAUUUAAUGAAUCUGUUUCUUCUCUUUUUUUCAAAUAUUUGUGCUUUAGAUGUAGUUACUGGAUGAUGAAUUUUCCACCUAUGCUCGGUAGUCUUGUAAUAAAAAGCAUGUAGAG
Messenger RNA from Neomonachus schauinslandi (Hawaiian monk seal), 7371 nucleotides. RefSeq names its product 3-phosphoinositide dependent protein kinase 1 (gene PDPK1). The record is from RefSeq and is a predicted model, not a curated record. The coding region runs from base 1 to 1716 and encodes 571 amino acids. Gene Ontology annotation, molecular function: protein serine/threonine kinase activity; ATP binding. Lineage: Eukaryota; Metazoa; Chordata; Mammalia; Carnivora; Phocidae. Gene Ontology annotation, biological process: intracellular signal transduction; peptidyl-serine phosphorylation. The transcript has 14 exons.